Messenger RNA from Kwoniella shivajii, 3576 nucleotides. RefSeq lists its product as uncharacterized. Gene Ontology annotation, cellular component: nucleus; cytoplasm. Gene Ontology annotation, biological process: protein phosphorylation; negative regulation of G2/MI transition of meiotic cell cycle. The transcript is spliced from 5 exons. Gene Ontology annotation, molecular function: ATP binding; protein tyrosine kinase activity. Bases 1 to 3576 code for a protein of 1191 amino acids. The record is from RefSeq and is a predicted model, not a curated record. NCBI's taxonomy places the organism in Eukaryota, Fungi, Basidiomycota, Tremellomycetes, Tremellales, Cryptococcaceae.
AUGACUGCUCGAUCAACAAUCAAUGGUGGGCCUGUGCUUCAACAACCAACAGGAUCAUCGUCCUCUUCUUCUUCAUCGUCAACAAACAAUUUCAGAGUACCUAGAACAAAAGGGUUGAAUAGACCUGCUACUUGGUUCACUGGUUCGUCAUUCGGUAAAUCAUCUACGUCUUCAAAUUCUUCUUCCUCUUCAUCUUCUUCUGCUGGCGGAGGUUCUUCAAAUUCAAUAGAAACAAUUCGAGUCAACAAUAACAACAACAGUAACGUUGGCAACAGUCCCAUGAAUAAUCCAUUUUCAGUUUCGCAUACACACUCAACUUUCAAAUCUCCUUUCCCUUCAUCAAAAGGUAAACAUAAAUUAUCACCUUCACCUUCACCAUCAAAUAAGCAACAAGACGAAGACUUCGUAAUGAUCUCUCCGGUACGCAAUACAUUUGGUUUAGGUGUCAACCUUCAUCCACACUCAAUGGGGAUGGGAUCCUCCCCUUCAGCUUCUCCUUCACGCCUCGCAUAUCUACAAACGAGUUCAAUGAUGAGGGAUGAAUCCGCAUCAUCUUCUUCACCAUUGGAUGAAAGUCCAACACCUGCAUGUGGAAUGGCUAGUGCAACUGCAAGAUUGAAGUUGGCGGAUGACGACUCUCCCAUAAGAAAGGUGCCGGGACAAAGUAGAAGUUUAGCUAGAGCCGGAAAAGGUAAAGAAGAUCCUAGAAGUGUGUUUUUAUCUGCUGAGAAGGAAAGAAGAGCAGCUGGAGAUCAUUCAAGUCCCUUGAAAUUUACUACAAGUCACAUGAUGACACAGGAAGAUGAUGAAGAAUCACCACAUCUUCCACCUACACCCGUAAUGAGUCACGGAUUGCCCAUCCCGCCACCUCAACCGCUUUUCCCACCAAUGAGAACGUCACAAUCUCAAGAUGGGACUUCUUCCGGCUCUUUGUUCUCCGGUCACGCUUCAAAGACAGCAGGAGAUCCAUCCAGGAUACCGAGAUUGUCAACGUCACAUCCUCUCCGUGCAAGAGCUGGAACCGAUGCGGAAAGACCGACUUUGGGAUCAAUAACAAAGAAAGCUAUUUCACUGGAUCAAAUACCAACGAGUGGAAGUGAUAAAGAUGAAUUGUUCGGUAUUAAUUCGCAUAUAAAUGUAAGGAAGACAAGAACUGCAUCAUCUUUCGGUUCAUCUGGCAUGUCCGGUCUACCUUCCUCUUCUUCGUCAUCUUCUUCAAAUGGUCGAGCGCAUAAACGGAUCAAUUCUGGUGAAGGUCUUCCUCACGCUGCCAACAGCGCUUCCUUAUCCCGAUCUUUCGGUGCCAAAUCAUUAGCUUUAUCUCUUACCCCGAAUCUUGGUCCCUUACCUGAUUUCAGUUAUUCAAAUUCUUCUCUAUCAUCGCUUUCAACCGCGAAUCUCACACCACCUGCUUCAGCUUUCUCACCUGCCGAACCACCCAUUUUCGAAGAUGUCAAACCACUUCAAGAAGUUUUCGAUCAACCUCAUAACACAGUUAGCAGAAAAUUCAAACCUCGAGAUUCAGGAGUUUCGAUGGGUGAUGCAGAUGACGAGAGACCGAAACCCAAACUAGUCAUUCCUCCUCAAUCUGUUAUGAAGCCCCCACCAUCGGGUCGACCUCGACGUCCUGCCAUGUUGAAAAGGACUUCAUCAAUGGGCGAUGAAAGAUCGAAUAUGGAUGUGGAAACUCCCGGCGUCGGACCCAUGAUGGUCAGUGGCUGGCCGGGAAAAGCCACUGGCUUUGAUUUUUUAGGUGAAAGUGGGGUUGGCUUAGGUUUAGGUCAAAAUGGGAAUGAAGCUAAACUAUCCAUGCCUGAUACACCGGUGAAGAAGUAUGCGUUUACCCAUUCAACUGCACCAAGAGGCAUUGGACAUUCUACUUCUCAACCGACAUUGGGUUCAGCGGAAUUUGAUUCAGAUGGAACUGCAGCUCCUCUGGAAGAAUCAACGAAACCCAAUAUCCCUACUCGAUCAAAACUCAUGCCACCACCAUCAACCAAGAAACUGCCUCCACCUUCUGUGAUGAAAAAGCGUCCUGGUUCAUUUGGUGUGCCUCAUCUCACUCUCACUUCCACUUCAUCCCCUGAACACGCUGGAUCGCCCAUAGACACGGAUGAUGCAGCUUCCAGUCCCACCGUGAGAAUUGGAGGUGCUGCGGCCCAGGCUUCUGCACAAGCUCAAGGACUAAAACCUCUGACGCUCGGUGGAGGAACAGGAAAAGUCACCAGGAUCGGGUUGUUAAGGAGGUUGAGUAACGGCCUUACGUCUGAGAGCGAGGAUGAAGGAACUCCCACAAAAGACCACGGUGAUAGAGCUGCGCUGGCCGCCGCUCGAUUAGAUAUGAUCACACCUACACCAAGUCCCAAAAUCUCCUCCGCAAUGGUUUUACCGAAUGCUUCCUAUUCUAAACCCCCUUCUGCUUUCUCCAAUGCUUCCUCGUCAGGUUCAGGAAUCAUGCCUCGACUUUCAUUACCCGCUCUCCCACCUUCCAAACCACAUCAACAGAGAACACUACAUCACCGACAAUCACAUCCUGCGACAGGAACGAUUCAACCUCCCGAAGAAGACCUUUUUGACAAACGAUUCAUUACCCUUGAUACUCUAGGUAAAGGUGCUUUUUCAACCGUUAUCAAAGUUCAGGAUAGGCAUGGAGAAGGUUUAUGGGCUGUCAAGAAAGCAAGAGGUGUUUUCGAUGGUGUCAAGGAUAGACUACGACACUUGGAAGAAGUUGAUAUCCUUCGACACCUUUCGAAAACCCCGUGUGCACACGUGAUCAGGUUUGAAGAUGCUUGGGAACAAAACAGACAACUGUUUAUCCAAACUGAACUCUGUCUCGGAUCUCUUGCUUUCUUCUUGGAAGAAUAUGGUCGAGUUGUGGAAAGACUAGACGAAGGUCGUGUCUGGAAGAUCAUCAGGGAGUUGAGUGAUGGAAUCGACCAUAUACACUCCAACGGCGUGAUUCACUUUGACAUCAAACCAGCUAAUAUCCUGAUUUCCGGUACUGGUUCUCUCAAGAUUGGUGAUUUCGGUUUAGCAACUCGAUAUCCUCGAAUCGAGCCCGAUGAGAUUCUCAAGGGAUCAGGAUUGGAUGCAGGAAAUAUGGGAAGCAAUAUCUUGACCAGUGGUAAACCUGGUAAAUUAGAAAGAGAAGGUGAUAGAGUUUACAUGCCACCUGAAAUGCUUAAUGGUAUAUUUGUCAUGGCAGCGGAUAUCUUCUCGUUUGGAUUGGUGAUUUUGGAAGUUUCGACCAAUAUCUGCGUACCAGAUGGAGGAUUACCUUGGCAAGCUUUACGAUCGAAUGAUUUCUCAGUGGUCGAUUUGUCACCUCUAUCACCUGCUUUAUGCGAUUUGAUCACACAAUGCAUGUCGGCAGAGCCCAAUCUUCGACCAACAAUCGAACAUGUCAUCAAUCAUCCGAUAGUUCAAAGAGCCAAGAAUGGAACUACAAAAGCAGCUCUGGCACCAGAAGAUAAAAACUGGUUGGUUGAUGUGUUAGCUGGAGGUGGAUUCGAUCUACCCGCAAAUUCGAUAUUUAAUCAACUCGAGAAUACAGAUGUAGAGAUGGUAGAGGAGUGA